AUGACAUCGAUCUCAAACGCAUCCUUACUGGGUGCUGUGGCCACAGGGAUUCCAGACUCCCAGUUCAUAUUUAACUCCACGGACUAUUUCGUCUUGGCCCUCAUGCUGGGCAUCUCCGCCGCAAUUGGAGUUUACUUUGGAUUCUUUGCCAAGGGCGAGGACACCACUGAGGAGUAUCUGAUGGGUGGCAAGCGGAUGAAGACUAUCCCCAUAGCUAUUUCCUUGGUGGCCAGUCAACUAUCCGCUAUCUCCAUAAUGACUAUACCGGCGGAGAUGUACGCCUACGGAAUAAAUUGGUUCUUCAACGUAGUCUGUAUGUUGUUUGUGGUGCCGAUUUUAAACUACGUGGUGAUUCCAGUUUUCUACAACAAUAACAUCACCAACUGCUACGAGUAUCUGGAGAUGCGUUUCAGCCGUAAAGUUCGAGUCCUGCAGACGUUUAUUUUCAUUGCUACUUUAUUUUUCAUGCUGCCUAUAUUCAUUUUUGUUCCUUCUUUGGCAUUUUCCCAAGUUACUGGUUACAAUGUUCAUAUUAUAAACAUAAUUGUCUGCGGAAUCUGUGUAUUUUAUACAAUGUUUGGAGGCAUAAAAGCCGUGGUAUGGACUGAUGUUAUUCAAGCAGCUAUAAUGGUGAUCUCUGUGAUUUUGGUAGGAGUUUUGGGUGCCCAUCGAGUGGGCGGCCUCUCCGAAGUCCUUCGAAUAGCCGGAGAUGGUGGCCGUUUGGAUGUAAACUUUAAUUUUGAUAUAUCGACACGAGCGACCUUCUGGAACAUCUUUACUUCAGCCACAAUUCUUUGGGCGGGAAAUGCUGGACUAAACCAGAGCUGUGUCCAGCGAAUUGUGUCUCUUCCCUCGUUGUCUCAUGCCAGAAGAUCCUUGGUCAUUUUUGGAUUUGGCUUCAUCGUCAUCAUGUUCUUCAAUUGCUUUACAGGUAUCGUGAUGUACUCCCGUUUCCACGACUGUGAUCCCAUUGCAACUGGUCAAGUGUCCAAAUUAGACAAAAUGGUUCCCUACUUCGUGCAGGACACUGUGGGACACAUCUGGGGCAUGCCGGGUGUCUUUAUAUCCUGCGUGUUCAGCGCUGCUCUAAGUACUCUCUCGGCAAGCAUUAACUCCCUCAGCGGAGUCGUGUACUUUGAUUACAUCAAACCCCACAUCCACCACACCGAGCACAAGGCCAAUGUGAUUAUGAAAAUCUUUGUUUUUGUCGCGGGAAUCCACUGUAUAUUUGGAGGCAUGGUUGUUGAUAAGUUCAGUUCCAUCUUCCAGGUAGUCUACUCCAUUGUAGGAGUAAGCUUCGGGGCCAAUUGUGGCGUGUUCCUUCUGGGAAUGUUGGUUCCCAAGGCCCAUACAAAGGCUGCUCUGAGCGGAGUAACAGCCAGUAUUGCUUCCAUACUCACCAUCGUAGUUCUCAGUUGGGGACGCAAUCAAUAUGAUCCCUUAAGCCAAAGCACCGAAGGAUGCCCAGCUUCAAUACUGAAUACAACAUUAUUAUCGGAUUCGAUUCUUCGCCAAGCAUCGGAAACACCUCUGGACGAGAAGGGCUCUAGCAUCCUAGAUCUCUCGUUCAAUUGGUACGUGGCGGUGGGAUUUCUCAUCACUUGGUUGGUGGCCCUUCCUCUAAGUUAUGUCCUCAAAGAAGAACCAAAUGCCAAACGGGAUCCCAAGCUGCUUUCCCCGGUGAUCCGUCCAUUCGUAAAUUACGAGCUGACUCCCAUGGAGGAGCCACACGAAAUCAAACUAGAAAUUUUAGAAAAGAAUUUUGGAUAAUAAUGCAAAUGUCACAAUGUAUAAGUAACAAUA
This is a messenger RNA of Drosophila bipectinata, 1803 nucleotides long. RefSeq names its product sodium-coupled monocarboxylate transporter 2-like. Gene Ontology annotation, molecular function: symporter activity. The record is from RefSeq and is a predicted model, not a curated record. NCBI's taxonomy places the organism in Eukaryota, Metazoa, Arthropoda, Insecta, Diptera, Drosophilidae. Gene Ontology annotation, biological process: transmembrane transport; sodium ion transport. Gene Ontology annotation, cellular component: membrane.